UUUGCAGCGGCACCUCUUAAUGACGUCAUCUUUUGUUUGAUGAAAUCCGAAACCAGAGACGGCUGGCUAAUAGUAAAGCUAGAGGAUCUUUGGUGAAACUGGUUAUCCCGAAAAUCUAUUUAGACCAAUAUUUCAUUUGUCUGUUUGUAUUGUAUUACUCCUUUGCAAUGAACAAAAACAAGGCCAGUGGCGUGUCAUGGGUGAAACCAGCUGAACCGUCAUUUCUGAAGAAGUUUAAAGAAGAUGUUGGUUAUAAAGAAGGACCCACUGUUGAUACUAAGCGCCAGGUGAUGCCAACCCUCGAUGACAACGGGAGUGAUCUAGAGGAUGAGUUACCCCAAGUUGUGGUUCUAAAAGAAGGACACCUAAACGCAGAGGAGGUUAAAAAGAUCAAGGACGAAAUGCAUACUGGUGGUGGCGAAGAGAAAGACGAUGAACGCCCUCCUGAUGGUAAAAUCUUGUUCAAGAAACCAGCCAAGCGCUCCUCUUCAGAAAAAUUCCAGGGCAUCACUGCCAGCUCCAGCAAAAAGAAGAAGAGUGAUGGAGGAGAGGAGGAGGGGGAAGAGAGAAAGUCUGGAAAGAAAGUAAAAAAUAAUAGCCUUCUGUCAUUUGGAGGGGAUGAGGAGGAAGAAGAGGAGGACUAAAUGUUUGCUGGUGAAAUGUAAGUCUGUAUUUAACCGCUGUGACAAAAAGAUUUAAACUGUGACUUUUGAGUAUUGAUAAAAUGUUUGAAAAUAUUUAACAGUAGAAACAGAGGUCACAUUGACAGACAGAUCAUCAUGUUGCAGCCUGUCAAUUCUGUAGUUUUAAGGACCGUGUCAGUAUGUUUGCUAGUCUUGGCCAAAUAGUAAAUUUGUAAAACAUACAACCCAAACAUGUAUUUUAGUACACUGUACAAAUCAACUUGCCAAUAUUCAAUUAGCUUGAAUAACAAUUCCAUUAGAAUGAACAUCUUGAUUUCCCUGCUUUUGUUUCUUCAAAGCUCUAUUAUCACUGAAUGCACAGGGACAGUUUCCAACUGUUUUUGUUAGGAAUGUCAUGACACCAACAAUCUAGUAGUCUGUACCAAUACUAUCAAAAGUACACAAUGGUUGAUACCAAAGUCAAAACCACAGUGUAAAAAAGAACAAUAAUACUUAAACAGUCUCGUAAU
Etheostoma cragini (Arkansas darter) is the source of this 1153-nucleotide messenger RNA. RefSeq names its product KIAA1143 ortholog. The transcript has 3 exons. Lineage: Eukaryota; Metazoa; Chordata; Actinopteri; Perciformes; Percidae. The record is from RefSeq and is a predicted model, not a curated record. Bases 168 to 644 code for a protein of 158 amino acids.